CGCUGGACUCCUCACAGCUGCAGACUCUUCUGUUUUCUGGUUGAGCAGAAGAGAGCAACAAAUCUACAACAAUGAAGGCCUCGGUGGUCGCUGUCCUGGUUGCAACGCUGCUCGUGGAGACGCAGGGAACCUUCUACCCCGGCUGCUGGACUCCGUGGUAUGACAGAGACGACCCCUCAGGGACCGGAGACUGGGAGACUCUCUCUGAUCAACGGAAACUAACUCCAAGAGGAAUCUGUGACGAACCUCUGGACAUACAGACGCGGACAGUACAAACACAGGCCCCGGUGUCUUCAACUGGAGACAUCGCUGAAUCUGACCCUCUCAAAGGCUUCAUCUGCGAGAACAGGAAUCAAAUCCAAACCAAGAUGUGCAGUGACUACGAAGUGAGAUACCUGUGUCCAGUGGAGUUCUGCCACCCCAAAGGCUGCUGGACCGACUGGUUUGACAGAGAUGAUCCCACCGGUGAUGGAGACUGGGAAACUCUGGAGCUACUCAUCAAGGAAAAUCCAGGACGAAUCUGUAAGAACCCUUUGCAUAUGGAGGUCCUGACCGUCAGCGGAGCCAGUGUGGAGUCCACCGGGGAUUACGUCGAAGCCAGUCCCAGCAGUGGUUUUAUAUGUGACAACGGUAAACAAAGAGACAAGUCAUGUCACGAUUACAAAGUAAGAUUCUACUGCCCUGAGGAGUUCUGCCUCGAGAAAGGCUGCUGGACCGACUGGUUCGACAGAGACAACCCCAGCGGGACCGGAGACUGGGAAACUCUGGAAGAUCUUCACCACGAAUAUCCUGGACAAAUCUGUGACUUUCCUCUGAAGGUCGACGUCCAAACCACAGCCGGGGACCCCGUGAUUUCAACUGGAGACGUGAUUACAGCAUCUGACAUAUAUACCGGCUUCAUCUGCGAGAACUCUAACCAACUCAAGCCCCCGUGCUAUGAUUAUAAGAUCCGUUUCUUCUGUCCGGAAGAAUUCUGUAAAUCAAAAGGCUGCUGGACUGACUGGUUCGACAGAGACAACCCCAGCGGGAAGGGAGACUAUGAAACUUUGGAAGAUCUUUUGAAAGAAUAUCCAGGACAAAUCUGUGAGUUUCCUCUUAAUAUCGAGGUGGAAACUACAUCUGGGAACAGUGUGUCCUCGACUGGAGACGUGAUCACUGUAUAUAACGUAGUCAGCGGCUUUGCCUGUGAGAACAUCAAUCAGCCCGACAAAAAAUGUGAUGAUUACAGAGUGAGAUUUUUCUGUCCUGAAGACUUCUGCAACUCCACAGUUGUUACGCCCCCUCACGGCGGUAACUGUGGCUCCCCCUGUGGCGGUUACGGCGGGCAGUGCUGUAAACACUACACCGUGUGCUCCGACAACUGCUGUGACUCGUCUGGCGUCCCCAUGGAUCUCCUCCACACCAACAAACAACAAUGCCCCUGAAGAAAUGUUUUAUCUUUACAUCUGAAUCAGAAUUUGAUUGAGUCAUGAUUUCAGAUGGUGGGCGGGGCCUGUAUACCUCUACGGGAGAUUCAGUUUAUAAAGAAAUGUUCAAACUUAUGCUCCUCAGAUGUUUCAUGUUAUCUGUGAAGGAUUGAUUCAAAAAUAGCCAUUAUAUUCUGUGUGUUUUCUUUGAUGCAUUGUGUAACUUUUCUGGUUUAGGGUCUGUCAAUUUGUGUUCUCAUGGAGAUGUUGUUGCUUGUUAUGUUAUUGUUAUGAUGUCUGGAAUGUUUCACAGUAUGGCAUUAAACCUUUCCAUCUUCACUGAGACCAAACCAGAUCGAGUUACAGGUCAGAUCUGUGGAAGAGGUUUUUCUAUGUAUCCGUGGGCUUUAAAACCAUCUGUAAUUGAGUAAAUGUAAGAUGGAGCUGUUUAAUGUCACGCUGUGGAACAUUCCAGGUAGAGCAGUAACUAUAGAAACAAACACCCCCACCUCCUGACCAAAAAGUUACAUAGUGCAACUUUAUGUCUCUCAACUGACAACACUCAUGUCUUUGGGGUUGAAAUGUGAAAAAAAUAUAUCCACUGAAGUUUAUUAAAUGAUAAAAAUGAUGAUGAUGAAAACA
Molecule: messenger RNA, 2048 nt
Organism: Boleophthalmus pectinirostris (great blue-spotted mudskipper)
Lineage: Eukaryota; Metazoa; Chordata; Actinopteri; Gobiiformes; Gobiidae
Product: mucin-5AC-like
Exons: 12
Coding region: 72-1424 (450 amino acids)
Source: RefSeq, a predicted model, not a curated record